Messenger RNA from Manis pentadactyla (Chinese pangolin), 1392 nucleotides. RefSeq names its product chromosome 4 C1orf127 homolog (gene CIROZ). The record is from RefSeq and is a predicted model, not a curated record. Gene Ontology annotation, biological process: heart development. Lineage: Eukaryota; Metazoa; Chordata; Mammalia; Pholidota; Manidae.
CGGCACGUUCAUGCUUCCAGCCAGGUAAGGGGCCCACCACCUGCCAGGUGCUCCCACGAGGGCUCUGUUCCCAUAAAGUGUAAGGAGUACGCGUGUCCCAUUUGCCUUCCUCCCCGUGUGGCCUGCUGCCUGUCCUCGGCCCUGUCACCUUCCCGAGUGUCUCCACAAGUCUGCCUUCUGCUUGACCUCCGAGGGACCCUGUCUCCUUGGCCCAGCUGGCUGUGUGUCCUGUUUCUCCAGCCCCUGAGGCUGCCGUCCCUUCGAGAGAUGCUGGUGGCUUCUCUGGAAGGUGCCAGCCUGGUGGGAUUAUAUGUGGACACCGACACCACCACCAUCAUGCAAAGCCCAAGGCAAACCGUCCUCGAGCUGCUGAACAGCUCCCUGGACCCCCUGCCCCUUUGUCUCGUGAGCUGCUGCUGAGCUUUCCUAGAAGCUGCUGGCCCUCCGGCAUCAUCCCAGCCAGGGUUGGAGGUCUUAGUUCACAUCCCAAAACAGAGACUGGUUUGAAGAGGUUCCUACUUGGAGGAAAGCCAGCUAAAAUUCCUCUCAGUCCACCAGUCCAGCACCUUCACAGUGACUGAAAACAGAGACUUUGUGCUGGUCUGUGUCCCAGCAGCCGGGUUGCCCCAGGUGCAGGUCAGUGUCCUGGUGGUGGCAUGCGCCGUCCUGGCUCUCCUGGAGGCCCUUUCUCCUUCAGGCCACUGACAGCAUGUGGAAUCAGAGACAUGGAGAACAGAACUGCGGGGAUGGCUAAAAACAGACCAUUACCAUUUAUGCUCCUGAGGCCUGGCGCUCUUUCCAGGGUGGCCCCGUGGGAGGACAGCCAUAAGACGCAGGAUGCACCCUGCCCAAUGCAGCUAACUCCUCGUUGCCCCACAGCAGUUCCCGGAGGCCCAAGGAGCUCUGGGAAUGCAGGCUUUUUACAGGGUAGCCCUGAGCCAAGGGUUUGCCCCGGUGGCUGCCCUUGUCCCUGGGUGGUGGAGAGCUUCCAGAACAUGGGUGAGGGCGUCAUCAUGAGGGUAGGCCCACUGCUAGCAGGCACACGCUGCACGAACCCUCUUUCUCUGGCCUCGUGGUUCUUUCUCCUGUGACAAGGCUUCCCUUUCUGGGCCUGACAAGUCCCACACCCAACCCAGUAAGUGAUGACAUCAGGCACACUGUCUGGAGCUGGUGCAGGAAUGGGAGUGACACGGGAGCUAAGUGGUGAUGUGGUCACUGGCUCUGGAGUCAAAGUGCUGGGAGGGGACAGGAGGCCUGUUGACUUCCUGGCUAGUUGCAGACCCCAGUGAGUUCCUUAACCUUGUUGAGCCUUAGUUUUCUCAUCUGCAAAAUGGGAAUGUCCAUACCUGCUGGGAGGUGAUGGGGGUUGGGAGUUCCUGGCACAAGAUGAGC